Messenger RNA from Nyctereutes procyonoides (raccoon dog), 1267 nucleotides. It is a transcript of the gene SAXO1, whose product is annotated as stabilizer of axonemal microtubules 1. The transcript is spliced from 3 exons. NCBI's taxonomy places the organism in Eukaryota, Metazoa, Chordata, Mammalia, Carnivora, Canidae. The record is from RefSeq and is a predicted model, not a curated record. Gene Ontology annotation, biological process: microtubule anchoring. Gene Ontology annotation, cellular component: axonemal microtubule; ciliary basal body; centriole. The coding region runs from base 38 to 1267 and encodes 409 amino acids. Gene Ontology annotation, molecular function: microtubule binding.
CAAGCCCAAGCUGGAGUACCAGAAAGGGUCCAUCCCCAUGGAAGGCCUGACCACAUCAAGGAGAGAUUUUGGACCUCACAAAGUGUUACCUGUGAAGAUCUACCAGCCUGACAAGUUCAUCACAAGUGAAGAGAACAUGGAUCUGCUCACAACAUAUAAACAGGAUUAUAACCCCUACCCUGUCUGUAGAAUGGGCUCCAUCAAGCCUCGGGACAGUAAAUAUCCAUGUGGUGACAAGAUGGAGUGUCUGCCUACUUACAAAGCUGAUUACUUACCUUGGAACCAACCAAGACGAGAGCUGCUUCGUCCAGAACACCAUUACCGGCCAGCAUCAACCAGGUUUGAUAGUAGAACUACACACCAGGAUGACUAUUCUGUAAAGGGCCUAGUGAACACCAUGAGCUGUAAGCCUCUGGCCAUGCCCAAGCUCUGUAACAUACCGCUGGAGGAUCUGACUAAUUACAAGAUGAGCUAUGUGGCCCACCCUAUGGAGAAGCGCUUUGUGUAUGAAGCAGAGAAGUUCAGACCCUGUGAAAUCCCCUUUGAAAGCCUUACCACCCACAAAGAAUCCUACCGGGGCCUGAUGGGAGAGCCAACCAAGAGCUUGAAACCUCCAGCCAGGUCCUGUGGUUUAGACACGACUUUCUCUAACACCACCGAGUUUCGAGAUAAGUACCAAGCGUGGCCCACACCCCAGAUAUUCUCCAAAGUUCCUGUCACUUAUGUCCCUCCUGAAGAAAAGAUGGACCUUCUGACAACAGUGCAGGCCCAUUACACAUACCCUAAAGGUGCCCCAGCUCAGUCCUGCCGACCGGUGCUCUCAGUCAAGAAGGGUGGCCACUUUGAAGGCUCCACUACCACCAAGGACGACUACAAGCAGUGGCCUGGCAUGCGCACAGAGCUAGUCAAGCCUGUUCCCCAGUUGAACAUUCCCACUGAGCCCUUGGAUUGUCUGACCACUAUGCGGGCCCACUAUGUGCCCCACCCACCCAUCAAUACCAAAAGCUGUAAGCCUUCCUGGGUGGGCCCCCGAGGAAAUAUCCCCGUGGAGGGCCAGACCACAUACACCAUCAGCUUUACUCCCAAGGAUGUGAGCAGGUGCCUGGCUUCAUACGCUGAGCCCCCUGGCUACAUCUUUGAGGAAACAGAUGCUUUGGGGCACAGGAUAUACAGGCCAGUUUCCCAGACAGGCUCUCAGCAGGACAGCCGUCUUUCUGUAGAUGAUUCAGAAAACCCUAACCAGCGGGAAUUGGCAGUGUCAGCCUGA